This is a messenger RNA of Entrophospora sp. SA101, 1179 nucleotides long. The record is from the annotation of a GenBank genome assembly. NCBI's taxonomy places the organism in Eukaryota, Fungi, Glomeromycota, Glomeromycetes, Entrophosporales, Entrophosporaceae.
AUGAAAUUUAUAAAUUACAUUUUUUUAUCAACUACAAUUUUCCUUUAUUAUUUCCCUAAUUAUGUAAUUGGUCAUGGUGAUAUUGAUGACGGCGAUGGGGGAAGCACCAAUAGUGGUAAGGAAGCACCUUCUGUAUUCAUUGAUGACAAUCAAAAUAAUGGUAUACUAGCAAGUGGCAAUGUUGGACUUGGAUUUGGAUUGACUGUGAUGGCAGCGCUUUCAUCAGCUCUGGGAUCGAUGAUACCAUUUCUUGAUUUGGUUUUUCCCUUAAUCCCAUUUCUAAAAGAUUUUCGCAUCACUAAUUCAAAAGGGUUCCUUGCUGGCUCCUUGUCAUUCUCAUCCGGUGUCUUGUUAUUUCUUACUCUAGGUGAUUUAUUUACCGAGGCUAUUCAUAAUUUCGCUGAUUCAAAGUUGUUUGAUAAAAAAUUCGCUUAUUUGGUGACAGUUUCUAUUUUCAUCGGGACAGUUUUGAUUAUUAUGCUGUUCAAAUCUUCUUUAAUAUACAUAAGAAAAAAACAAAAAAUUGUGUGUUGUUGUGAUCCGAAAGCAACUGAAUGUCGAUGCGAUGUUAGUGAGCAUGAUAAUCUUGCAAUAGAUGGAUUAUGUGCUUGUUUUGAGAAAGUUCCUGCUGAUAAUGACAAUGAUGAAAAGGUUGAUGGUGAUAAAAGUGAGAGUAAAAUUAAAUCAAUUUUAGUCGAACCUUAUGAAGCAAAAAAAUUAAAAAAUCUUGGUAUUCAAAUUGCUAUCUCCCUAGCAGUCCAUAAUUUUCCCGAAGGUUUAGCAACAUUUGCAACAACAAUCACUUCGGCUCGUAUCGGUAUAUUGUUCGGAAUAGCACUUGCAUUCCAUAAAAUACCCGAAGGAUUUAUGAUUGCAUUACCAAUAUAUUAUUCAACGAAAUCAGCAUGGAAAUCUUUUAUGAUCGCAUCAUCAGUUGGUAUGCUUUCACAAUUGUUGGGCGCGGUGUUUGGUUAUUUGUUGUUUGUCACGUUUUGGAAUACGGCAGUAUCUGGAUUUUUGUUUGCUAGUGUGAAUGGAACAUUGUUAUACACCAUCUUUCAUAGCAUGAUGCCUUUGGCUCGUCGUUAUGAUCCGAGUGAUCAGUAUUGCACAUAUUGGUUCUUUGGUGGUUUGUUCUUUUUCUCUACAGUUGCCUCUUUAUUUUCUCUAGAUGGUUAA